UGUCAAGAACUAAGUCGUAAAUAUAAUCACCACUGCAUGUAUUCACCACACAUAUUGUCAUUAUGGCUGACAAGAAAAUCAGCAGAAUAAUUCGUCAUCUGUUGAAAAUUUCCCACAACUGUUUACAUUAUUGCUUUGUGUAGAAACCCAAAAAAAAAAGAAAAAUAUUGCGGAGAUAAAUUAAUUAUACAUAAAAUGCAGGAAAAUUGUCCCGAAUUAUAUGAGGAAGUCAAACUAUAUCGAAAUGCACGAGAAAGAGAAAAGUAUGAUAACAUGGCCGAUUUGUAUGCAAUUAUCAAUACGCUGCAACAACUGGAAAAGGCGUAUAUCCGUGACUGCAUCACACCACAGGAAUAUACUGCUGCAUGCUCCAAAUAUUUGGUACAAUACAAGGUCGCUUUCAAGCAAGUACAGUGUGAUGAAUAUCCCAAUAUAGACACAUUCGUCAAGAAAUUCCGUUUAGACUGUCCCGCAGCACUCGAGCGGAUACGUGAAGACAGACCCAUUACAAUAAAAGACGACAAGGGUAACACAUCAAAGUGUAUUGCGGAAAUUGUUUCCCUUUUUAUAACCAUCAUGGAUAAAUUACGUUUGAAGAUGAACACAAUGGAUGCUUUACAGCCGGAUGUGAAAGAUUUAGCGGAUAAUAUGAAUCGUCUGUCGUUAAUAUCAAAGGAUUUUGAGGCAAAACAAAAAGUUGAAACAUGGUUAAGCACAUUAAACGAUAUGCAGGCAUCCGAUGAAUUAACAGAAAGUCAAGUGCGACAAUUUCUGUUCGAUUUAGAAUCGGCAUAUGCUGAUUUUACAAAGCUGUUGCACAGCCAGUAAUAGUUAAGAUUGUAUGUCGCAAUAUACACAUCGCAGUAUUUGCAUUAACAAACAAGGAAUAAAAUUAAAUAUAUGCCUACAUAUAUGCAAAAAUUAAUCUCAACU
Molecule: messenger RNA, 933 nt
Organism: Ceratitis capitata (Mediterranean fruit fly)
Lineage: Eukaryota; Metazoa; Arthropoda; Insecta; Diptera; Tephritidae
Gene: Vps28
Product: vacuolar protein sorting-associated protein 28 homolog
Exons: 1
Coding region: 196-828 (210 amino acids)
Biological process (GO): protein transport to vacuole involved in ubiquitin-dependent protein catabolic process via the multivesicular body sorting pathway
Cellular component (GO): ESCRT I complex
Molecular function (GO): protein-containing complex binding
Source: RefSeq, a predicted model, not a curated record